This is a messenger RNA of Cryptotermes secundus, 357 nucleotides long. It is a transcript of the gene mRpL24, whose product is annotated as probable 39S ribosomal protein L24, mitochondrial. The annotation marks the transcript as partial. The transcript has 2 exons. NCBI's taxonomy places the organism in Eukaryota, Metazoa, Arthropoda, Insecta, Blattodea, Kalotermitidae. The record is from RefSeq and is a predicted model, not a curated record.
GUGAUUGGGAAGUGUCUGAGAAAUUUUGAUUAAUUGUUUAUUACCUUAAUAUUACAUGGUUUUGAAAUAUGCGGUUAUCAGCUAUUCUGUGUAAAGUUGCCGACCUAACGAAGCAGUAUUCAAAUCUUCCCGAAUCGUAUAUCAAGAGGGCCAUGGAACAGGUUUAUUGGCGCACACCGAAAGCCCGCCAGUAUCUGCAACGGGAAGUAAAACGUAGGAAAUAUUAUUUUGAUAUUCAUCGACCCUGGACAGCACAAUUUCAAAUGGACAACCAGAGGGGAAAAAUGCACAAGAAAGUUUUUCUUGAACCAAUUCGCGAAUGGAGCUUCUUCAAGGGAGACAGGGUGAGAUUGACAU